Coturnix japonica (Japanese quail) is the source of this 6861-nucleotide messenger RNA. RefSeq names its product ribosomal protein S6 kinase A2 (gene RPS6KA2). Gene Ontology annotation, molecular function: magnesium ion binding; ATP binding; ribosomal protein S6 kinase activity. NCBI's taxonomy places the organism in Eukaryota, Metazoa, Chordata, Aves, Galliformes, Phasianidae. Gene Ontology annotation, biological process: intracellular signal transduction; protein phosphorylation. The record is from RefSeq and is a predicted model, not a curated record.
GGGAGAGGCUCUGGUGCGGGAGCUCUUCUCUCACAUCUGACCACUGGAGCCCUCGGUAAUUAUAGCGGCAUUGAAAUUCCGGGCUAAAAACAGAAGUGUAGCAUGUGCCUGUUCCCCAUGUGAUUCAGAAACCAGGAAAUCGAAAGAGUCUGGCUGAGAGGAGGGGAGUGCAAAGCCAUAGACACAUCUAAUAUUUAUCUCAAACCUGCUACGCCGGGGACUCGGAGCUGUCAUCUACUGGAGCUGAUUAUGCAUGCAGCAGCACCGGAGCCUGAUUGGGCGUAGUAGGUCCUAAGGCGAGGGGGAGAGGGAGUGGGAAAUGAGUUGGGCUUGCAGCACCGAAAUGUAAACAGUGGGAAGGCAGACGGAGAACAACGCCGGUGGGUGCCGAGCAGCGCACUUCUCGCCUACUGCCCGCCGGGCUGGAUGGGCAGGGGCAGGCACGCCGGGCAUCUCCUGCCUGUGGAUAUCCGUCGGGGCUAUCGGGAUGCGCUAGCUUUCUCCAGCGCUGCAGCUCCGCCGUGCUCCGCACCGGAGCUCGGACGGGGCAAUGGACAUGAACAUGAAGAAGUUCACGGUGCGGCGGUUCUUUUCCGUUUAUCUCCGCAAGAAGUCUCGGUCGAAGAGCUCGAGCCUGAGUAGAUUUGAGGAAGAAGGUAUUGUGAAGGAAAUAGACAUCAGUCACCAUGUGAAGGAAGGUUUUGAAAAAGCAGAUCCUUCUCAGUUUGAGCUGCUGAAAGUAUUAGGACAAGGUUCAUAUGGAAAGGUAUUUCUAGUGAGGAAGAUCAAAGGAUCUGAUGCAGGUCAGCUUUAUGCCAUGAAGGUACUUAAAAAAGCAACUCUGAAAGUUCGGGAUCGGGUACGGUCGAAAAUGGAGAGAGAUAUUUUGGCAGAAGUCAAUCAUCCUUUCAUAGUCAAGCUUCAUUAUGCAUUUCAAACAGAGGGGAAGUUGUAUCUAAUACUAGAUUUCCUGCGGGGAGGGGACCUUUUCACAAGACUCUCUAAAGAGGUGAUGUUUACAGAAGAGGAUGUCAAGUUCUACUUAGCUGAGCUGGCCUUGGCUUUAGACCACCUCCAUGGACUUGGAAUUAUUUACAGGGAUCUAAAACCAGAAAACAUUCUUCUUGAUGAAGAGGGCCACAUUAAGAUAACAGAUUUCGGUCUGAGCAAAGAAGCCAUCGACCAUGACAAGAGAGCAUAUUCGUUCUGUGGGACAAUAGAGUAUAUGGCUCCAGAAGUGGUCAACCGCAGAGGACACACGCAGAGCGCCGACUGGUGGUCUUUUGGUGUGCUCAUGUUUGAGAUGCUGACAGGAUCAUUACCAUUCCAGGGAAAAGACAGAAAGGAAACAAUGGCUCUUAUACUCAAAGCCAAGCUGGGAAUGCCGCAGUUCUUGAGCAUAGAAGCCCAGAGCCUGCUGCGAGCCCUCUUCAAAAGGAACCCAUCUAACAGAUUAGGUGCUGGAUUCGAUGGAGUGGAAGAAAUCAAACGUCACCCUUUCUUUAUUACUAUAGACUGGAACAAACUGUAUAGAAAAGAAAUCAAGCCGCCUUUCAAGCCUGCAGUGGGACGGCCAGAAGACACUUUUCAUUUUGAUCCGGAGUUCACAUCUCGGACCCCCACAGAUUCCCCAGGUGUUCCUCCAAGUGCCAAUGCUCAUCAUCUUUUCAGAGGUUUCAGCUUUGUUGCCUCUAACUUGGUGCAGGAGCCUGCACAGCAGGAUGUGCACAAAAUCACCGUUCAUCCAAUUGUGCAGCAAUUACAUGGAAACAAUAUUCACUUUACAGAUGGAUAUGACAUCAAAGAGGACAUAGGAAUUGGCUCCUAUUCAGUGUGCAAGAGAUGUGUUCAUAAAGCAACAGAAACAGAGUUUGCAGUGAAGAUAAUUGACAAGAGCAAGAGAGACCCCUCUGAAGAAAUAGAGAUUCUCUUGCGAUAUGGACAGCAUCCAAACAUCAUUACUCUCAAAGAUGUCUAUGACGAUGGGAAAUAUGUGUACCUGGUGAUGGAGUUGAUGCGAGGAGGAGAGCUCCUGGACCGCAUUCUUCAACAGAAGUGUUUUUCAGAGCGAGAGGCCAGUGCUGUUCUGUGCACUAUCACCAGGACUGUGGACUACCUGCACUCCCAGGGGGUGGUGCACCGAGAUUUAAAGCCAAGUAAUAUCCUCUACAUGGAUGAGUCAGGAAACCCAGACUCCAUCAGGAUUUGUGACUUUGGCUUUGCCAAGCAACUGAGAGCUGAGAAUGGUCUUCUCAUGACUCCUUGCUACACCGCCAACUUUGUCGCCCCUGAGGUCCUUAAGCGCCAAGGUUACGAUGCAGCCUGUGACAUCUGGAGCUUGGGGAUCCUGUUGUACACCAUGCUGGCAGGGUUCACUCCUUUUGCAAAUGGGCCAGAUGACACCCCAGAGGAGAUUCUGGCCAGGAUUGGCAGUGGCAAAUAUGCUCUUACUGGAGGAAACUGGGAUUCAGUAUCAGAUACUGCAAAGGAUAUUGUGUCUAAGAUGCUUCACGUAGACCCUCAUCAGCGUCUCACAGCAGUUCAAGUGUUGAGACAUCCAUGGAUAGUGAACAGGGAGUAUCUAUCUCAAAAUCAACUCAGCAGACAGGAUGUUCACCUGGUGAAGGGUGCAAUGGCAGCCACUUACUUUGCUUUAAACCGAACACCUCAGGCACCAAGGCUGGAGCCUGUAUUGUCCUCCAAUCUGGCUCAGCGGAGGGGCAUGAAAAGACUUACCUCAACCAGAUUGUAGCAGUACCCCCACAAGGCCUCUUUGGAAACCCACUGUUUAUUAUUUGAGAGAUUCAUCUUUACUUGGUUAGUAGAACUUUUUGGACAACUUGCACAUGAAAUCGCCGGAACUAGCGGAAGUACAGCAUAAGGCAAAGUCUGCCUUUCCUCCAUCAUUUCUUUUACAUUCCAGCCAGGAUCCUGAGUUUAACAACUUCACAAAGAUGUGCCAAUUUUGCUGGUAGCUCUGUUUCCUUACUGAGAUAAAGCCAAAUAAAGUAGAGAUGCUCCAUCCCUCCCUAGAAGAGUCUUUAAGAUGUUCUUCAGGAACAUAGUUUUCACUUUUUUUUUCCUCAAGAAAAGCACGUUUUGUAAUGAAGAUGCAGUCGGGUUUGAAUGUUCUCAGCAGUUCUCACAAGCAUCACGAUGAAGUGCUUGGCUGGUCGCCUGCUGGUCUCCACUCACCCCAGGAGGACUGAAGGCUGCAGAGACACAUGGAUGAGACCUUACUGGAAAUAAAUGCUAUACAGCAUGAAGGAGAACACGCUGUCUCUGAUGGAAACACCUUCUGAUUUUGAGAAAUCUUUUGCACUUUGCCCCUGUUUUGUCUGGAACAAAGUCAGCAGCACUCAAGGAGGAGUGUAUCCCAUGAGCUUGACUUUGGUGGAGGUCAGGUCCUUUGAGAGCAGAAAGUCUCUGAGAAACACAGGCCUCCAAGGGGACUAUCGGGUCCCAUGGGACUGUGGGAAAGCAUUUGUCUGAAGUAGUGGGGUAGGAGCCUAUGGAUGAGAGGUGACAAAGGUGUCUGGUCUCAGCUAACAAGGAGGCUGGCUGCAGGCAAGGCCACCACUGCUCCCUGCUGGGGAGUGCUUGUUUCUGAAGGAUCCAGCCAACUGUCACAAGCUUUAAUGCUAAUAAAUCAGGAGGAGAAACAGGAUGAUGCUGUGCUUUUAUAUUUAUAUAAAUAUAUAUACAUGUAUAUUUAUAUAUAUAUAUAUAUAGAUCUGCACCCUAAUGCCUGGAUUUUUCAGGUUCAGGGAAAUAAAACCUGGUUGAGAAGGUCUCAACAAAGUGGACCUUUUUUCUCAUUCCCUGAGCUACUUUUUUAUUGUUUUUCUUACCCGCUGUGGCAUAUGGUGAUCACGAGCUGCCCAGGAUUCUUCUUUAUAGUGCUUUUGUUUUGUUUUCUGAGUGAAUUUUGUCACUUCAGAUGCUUUGUGGGAGAAGCUAAUGUGCUAUAUUGGCUUUUUGUCUAUUUUGAAAGGAGAAAAAAAGAAAAACGUAAACAUGGAGCUUUGUAUGCUAGAGGUGACAAUUGUCUGGCUGGGUAGUGGUGCGCUAUGGUGCCAUGUGAAAUUACCAGGUCAUGGCAUCAAUGUCCAAUGGGAUGAGAAGUUGCAUUUGCUAUAGCAAUAUGCUUCCUAAAACUGUGUUCCAGUGUUAACAGAACUUUGUUUGUUUGCAUUAGUCUAUUUUUGAACUUAAAUUUAUUCUUAAUAAUUUAAACCAAUAUUUAAUGUCCAGGUUUAUGUGCUGUGCACACAGGAAUGCUGCAAAGCAGCUCUUCUUGAAGGCCUUCUCUUUUCUAGAAUAAACAAUGCUGUGAAAAUUCACACAGAGAACGAAUUGGCUUGAAUUGCUGUGUGGGAACAUGCACACGUGUGGCUAUGUUUAUUUACAAAGCAGCAGGGAAUAAUGUGCUUAAUUCUCUACUCUAGCUAAUCUAUGCUCAAUGUCAGCUAUUUGCUGCUUUUACACUUCUUCUCUCAUUAGAAGUUAAUUAAAUCUCAUACAUUUCUGCUGUCAGAGUGCUGGGAGAAGUCCUGACUGAUGCAGAGACGUUUUGGUCCACUCCCUGGAUGUGACUUCUGUCUGCAGGAAGGCAAGGUGGCACAGGGAUGCUGAGGGCACCUGGAGGGAGGGCUGGACUUUCUGGUGUCCCGGUUGAUUUGAAUUGUUUCCACAAAAUGUCGUUUUAAGGUGUCAUCAUUGUGCAUGGGUAGAAAAAGUGCUGUAAAUGCUAGGUGCAGUUUUUGUCUCCACUCGAAAUUUCCUGGCAUCUUUCAUUGAUUCAAUUUGAUUUCUCUUCAGAGUCAUUGGAAACAGUCUGAUCCCUUCUUGAUGUACUCAGUCUUAAUUUUUUCGAGCUUUUUUCCUCCAUCUGAUUGUGUUGUAGGCCAAGCUUACAGGUUGCUGCUCUUCCAGGAUUGUUUGAAUCUCUUCCUGGUUGAGCUCUUUCUAGCCCACCAGCUAUCACCCUAUUAACCAUACAAGGUUGGGGCCAUGUACAGAAUGCUACAUGUUGAUGCUCAUUAAUUAUUUUCAUUUAUAAGCCUAUCAAUUACAUAUAAUGAUAUUUGAUUAUCAGGAUUUUCUUGCCAUUGUGUCCAGAUGUGUGUGUAAAUACACAAAGAGGUGCAGUCCCAGUGAGAAUGUCAGUAUAGUCAGUGUUUGAUGCAAUGCUGAGGAGCUGUGUUUGUGACAUUCUUAGCAAUCUGAUGCUGAAUACGGGAGUGGUUGCCCUAGGUGUGGAUAGGCACAUGCUCAGCAAGCAGCUGUGCCUAGGGGAGAGAUUGUGUGGGGUAUGCACCCCAUCCUGGCUGUGCAGCCCUCUGCACUCUUACACAGAUUGCAUGCACAUAUUUAUGCCACCAGUGAUGUUCUCAUAAUAGUGUUCUGACCUGUUUUGGUCAAAGUGAACCACGUUUAUCCACUUCCACAAAUGGUCUGGCUGAUGCAGUCAUUUGGACUGAAACACAGCAUAUGUUUAGCUCCUAAAAGUUGCUUUGAAUUAGGGAAAAAAAACAGAAUCACCAAGGUUGGAAAAAACCUACAAGAUCAUCUAGUCCAACCAUCCAUCAUCUUGCAGGUUAUUAGUCCACACCAUGAACUAGUGCCUUAGGCUGUUAGAAAUAACAUAUUUCGAUUUCUGAACUAUCAAAGUGAGCAAAGCAAUGGCAGUCCAAGGCAUGCUCAAGCGCCUCUGUGACACAAAAUCAGAGCUGUCCUUCAGCACAGCAGAGCAGGCUGCCCAGUGGCAGAAGGCAUCUCUUGAGUGCCUAAAGGGCUUGUUAUACCACUGCUCUGCAGCUUCAGCCAGCAUGUGCCAGUGCUGAUGCUAAAAGAGGGAGCCACCUGCUUUCUCUCUACCUUAGUUGCUCCUCCCUUAUCCAGGUCAUCACAGGGCAAAGCGAAUGUUUGGCAUAUGAGCAGGCAGGGGAUGGCAGAAAGGCAUCAAGGCACCAGCUCUGCUGUGACAUGUAUUAGCAUGGGGCAGUAGGGCCUUCCACUGAGGUGAGUUCAGGCAAUGGGCUUUGUAGACAAGAAGCUUACCCACACCAGGUUGUGCAUGCAGAGCUGGGAGCCAAAUCCUGGCUUCAAGGAGUGUGCCACAAGUUUGUGUAAAAUGCCAGGUGUUUGCUUUCAGAUGAUGUGCUGUGGGGAAAUGGUGCUGGCUGUGUGUGUUUUUGCCACUGUGGAGAUUAUAAAGAAGAAAUCCUGAGGUUUGUUGUGAAAUCAUCAGUUUUCAUAGAGGAAAUUCUUGAUUUUAUAGAGCAAUCCCUGGCAGGAAGAAGGCAGACAAACAUGGAAGGCAAAGCAGAUUACUGUAGCAGAAAAGAGGUAUCUAAGUUUCCAUACAAAAAUGGUUUUCAUUCAGGUCUGUUGAAGCUGUAUCUAUGGAACUUUCUAGCAAAAUAUGCCAAAGCAAACAAUCAGAAGCAAAAUUCCCUUGGAGAACAUCUGUGGACUGUUCCUUUAAGCAACAGCCAAGGGAGAUCCUGACAUCUAAAUCCUAAAAGAUGCACAACUAGGCCAACAAGCUUAGAUAUCCUUCAGACUAAAAUAAAAAGUCUUAAAGUAAUGCUGAUGUUUUAGUACAGUUUGUAACAAAGAAAAAUGUGCAAGCCCGUUCCCAUCUGUCCAUUGGAAGCACACAUCCAAACUGCGUAGAAGUAUGUGCUCCCUGCAAAACACAGACCAUGAUUUAGCACUUUGUUUACAGGCUCCACGUUGAUGUUUACAGUGAUUUCUGAGGCUUGUGCUUUUUAUGUUUUCUGUAUGAGAAGGGCAGCUGGUGUACAGGUAUUUAUUAUGUUUACUGGCAUUUCCGAAUAGAUUUUUUUUAUAGUA